This is a messenger RNA of Mauremys reevesii (Reeves's turtle), 2625 nucleotides long. RefSeq names its product maestro heat-like repeat-containing protein family member 7. Lineage: Eukaryota; Metazoa; Chordata; Testudines; Geoemydidae. Gene Ontology annotation, cellular component: cytoplasm. The transcript is spliced from 12 exons. The coding region runs from base 129 to 1667 and encodes 512 amino acids. The record is from RefSeq and is a predicted model, not a curated record.
GGACUUCCUCCUCGUUGCUAUCGACGGCGUGAGAGACUCCAGCGUCCAUGACGCAGUGACGGCCAGGAACAUGCUGCAUACGAUCCUGGAGGUUCCCGGCCUAGGCUUGGUGAGGUGUUGCUGCAGAGAUGUGGAAGAUACUGACAUCCCAGCCCAAGAGCACAGAAAAGAUCCUUAGGGAGCUGGUCAGCAGGCUGCAGGGGCAGGCUCCGCGACGGCAUCAGCUCUCUCAGAGACCGGCCGGCGUCGCCUCCUUGGCCCUGCAGGCCACAAGAGCCCUAUAUGUGAUCCUGCAGGAGCAGGCCUGCAGGCAGGAAGUGAAGGAGCUCUUCCCUCAGCUCUACGUCGCGCUGCUCUUCCACGUCACCCACACAGUGCAGCACACUGCUUCGCAGGAGAGGGAGCAUAACCAGGAGGACACGGCCGCACCCCUCAGCCCCGUCAGGUUCGCGGUGAAGGCCAUGGAAGCUUUGCUUCUAUGCGCUGGCUACAAGGAGCAGGCCACCUUCAUGAUGAAGCAUGGCCGCUGGGACCUGCUCAUGAUCUCCGACACACACCACAAAGGUGUCUGCCUGCUUGCCCGGGCCAUGGUUUCGCUCAAUGUCGAGGAGCGAAACUGGAUUUUCCACCAUCUCAUGGCCAUCCUCAACGAUCGGGACGAUAGGCGGUACGUCCCGGCCGUGGCGCUCUUCAUUCAGCUCCUCAAGUGCCCUGACCUUGGCAGCGAGCUGGAAGACGCCAUCGUGGAGGAGAUGAGCGGGCUGCUGAGAGACCCCAAGACCGUGGUGCGCUGGUUGGCGCUCAAAGGCCUCCUCAAUCUGGCCCUUCACCCAGAGAAGGUGGGGAAACUCCAGCAUCUGCUGCCAGAUGUCCUGGAGCGACUCCAGGAGGUAGACAGAGACCUCAUCCGCAAGGCCAUCGCCGUGCUGAAACACCUCCUCGCCGGCAUGGACAGGCAGAGCGCCAUCCGCGUGGCUGUGCAAGUGGCUGCGCAACUCCUGCCGUUGUUUCAUGAUGUAAAGCCUGGCAGCUCACAGGAGAUCCCAUCAAACUGCGGACAUGUGACCAGCAAGCUCCGGGUGCUCUCCAUCACCCUUUUUAAAGACCUGCUGGAGCUUGUAAGGGGGCCCAACCGGAGGCAGAUGAAGGAGCAUGUGCUCCAGAGCCUGGUCCCACUGCUCCUCCUUGUGCAUGAUGAGCAUCCCAACGUGUCCCAGGUGUGUUGGGACACCCUCAGCAGUGCCGCCCAAUUCCUGAGGUGGCACCAGCUCUGUGGCCUCAUCCAGCACAAGGAAACCUGGCGAAGCUGUGACUGCCUGGUGAUCCACUUCAAGGAGAGAGUUGAUGACUUCCUGGGCCAGACCAUGGCCUUCCUGCAGAACCCACAGACUCCAGUUAGGGAAGCAGCCAUCAGGUUCCUAGGGCUCACUGCCCGGCAGCUGGACCAGGGGAGCCAGGACAAGCUGGAUGCCAUCUGCGACAACCUCAAAGGCUUGCAGCAGGACAGCAAGUCCUCAGUCCGAUGCCUGGCUUCUCAGACCAUCUUCAUCCUGGAGGCCUUCAAGAACCAGCCUCCAGCCUGCUGCAGCCUAUGGACAUUGGUCCAUAGGAUAAGAACAAUGUGCACUGCGGAGAGCCAGCUCAUUGAAGCUGCCCAGCUGCCCUAGCUCUGGGAAAAGCCAGCCUCCCUUCUCUGGGGGCUUGGUGCAUCAGAGCCCACCUGGAGCAAGGUGGAACACAUGGCUUCUUCCCAACUGGCCGCCUGCCCUGCCCAGCCAUGUGAGUAGUUAACUGCUCGAUAGCUUUCAUCAUCAUGUACUUUUGGACAGGUUUCCAUGCACCGUGUUGCAUUUACGUCCUGCCCUCCAUCCCCAUUUCCAGUUGUGUAUGUUUUUGAUGCCGUCGGCCAUUUUGAAAAUUUAUUUUGUAUUAUUUUUCUGUGUUUGGCUGGGGGAAGGUUGUGUGCUUGUGUUUUGACAUAUUUAGAGAAAAAGUACGAAUGAGUAGAAAGAGAGGCUGUAAAGGGUUUGCAGUCCCCCCCCAGGCCCCACCGUCCGUACAUCUGGGUGGGAGACCACACCCCUUGCUAUGAUACUUCCGGGUACGGUGGUUCAGGGGAAAAUUAGCUCAGUGUUAAUGGCUCUAGCCUGCAGUCAGGCCAAGUAACGGUAGAGAGUCUGUUUGCCCGGGGCCCUCAAUCAGGGCAGGGCGUCAAUCGAGAAGGGGAUCUGGCCUACAGUCAGGCAGGCAGAGCAGCAGGAGGUCCAUUUGCCUGGCCCUUGAUCAGGGUAGGGCAGCAGUCAAGUAGGGGGGCUCUGGCCUACAGUCCGGCAAAGCUGUCGCAGUCUAGGGGAGGUUAGCUCUCUGGUGGGAAUGUCAGGACAACCAUCUGGCAUCUGGAUUCAGGUGGGUGCCAGACCAAUUCAGGCCUCCUGACAACCAGGGGGGAGGCUGCCACUCCUGACGUUGAGGUGGUAGGGGCAGAGGAACUCAGGUCCUCCCAUUCCACUUCAUCCCAGCCCAGGACCCUAACAGCAGUGGAGUUGUCCGCCACUGGGUCAGCGGGGAAAGUCCAGCCACAACACGCUGGCUGGCUUAUAGUCAAUAACACAGCCAAACCUAAUU